AUGGCCGCCCUCCGCCUCGCCUCCUCCGUCACCCUCUGCCCGGCGGCCGCGGCCGAGAACUACGCGACCGCGCUCACGGAGGUGGCCGCCGAGAGCGACUCCCUCGACGCGACCGUGGCGGACAUGGAGAAGCUGGAGAAGAUCUUCGCGGAGGAGGCCAUCGCCGAGUUCUUCGACAACCCCACCGUGCCGCGCGAGGAGAAGACGGCGCUCAUUGACGAGAUCGCCAAGUCGUCGGAGCUGCAGCCGCACACCGUCAACUUCCUCAACGUGGUCAUCGACAACACCCGCGCCAGCCUGAUGCCGCAGAUCGUGCGCGAGUUCGAGACCGCCUACAACGCGCUCACCGGCACCGAGGAGGCCGUCGUCACCUCCGUGGUGCAGCUCGAGUCGCAGGACCUCGCGCAGAUCGCCACGCACGUGCAGAACAUCACCGGCGCCGCCAACGUCCGGAUCAAGACCCGCCUUGACCCGGAGCUCAUCGCCGGAUUCACCGUGCAGUACGGCCGCGACAGCUCCAACUUCAUCGACAUGAGCGUCCGCAAGCAGAUCGCGGAGAUCACCUCCGAGUUCGAGAUGCCCUCCGUCAACCUCGAAGUCUGA
Messenger RNA from Triticum turgidum subsp. durum (durum wheat), 603 nucleotides. The record is from the annotation of a GenBank genome assembly. NCBI's taxonomy places the organism in Eukaryota, Viridiplantae, Streptophyta, Magnoliopsida, Poales, Poaceae.